UUCCCCCUUGCUGGUCCCACCGCACCGUGUGAGCUUUCCGUCUCGUGCGGCCGUGCCGUCUCCCAAGUCCCAAGCAAGCGGAAGGUUCUAGAACUUUCGCGACGGCACGCGCGAGAUGGUGGUGCUGCACGUGAAGUCGGCGGCGGCGGCCUCCUCCUCGUCGCCGGACGCGGACGAGGAAACGGAGUUCCUGUACGAGUGCGCUGCCUCCGCGGCCGUCGCCGACGUGGCAGCCGCGCUCGCGGGCCUCCAGGCCCGCCUCCUCUCCCUCUGCCGUCGCCUCCGAGCGAGGUGCGCGGAUGCCGGUGCGGCUGCGGUGGGCGAGCUCGAGAGGGCGCUAGACGAGGCCGAGGCCUACGCCUCCAAGGAGCAAGUGCAGUACAACAGAUUUAUCUCCCCUCGUGCUCUAAGGGAACAUAUCAAGACCAUUGAGGAGAAAUAUGCUGCUGCUCUACAAGAACCUACAGAGGCAUUGGAUCUGCAAGAAUCAUCAUCAGACAACAAGCAUGAGAGGAUACAGCUUUGGUGGGCUGGAAAAGAUCUAGCCAUGGACCACAAGCUAUGUGACUAUAUUGGCAUUAAUGAGAAAACAAAGAUUGUCAUCAAGCUAACGCGAGCCCAUGAUGACCAUUGAUUGUGCAUCUGCCCCUUCAAUGCAAUCGCAGUGUUGGUUACCUCUUGGAUAUUAUAUGGAAGCUGUCGUGUAAGAUAAUAUUUGAUUUUCAUGAGCACCCAUCAUCUUCAUCUGUAUUAACUGACAAUAUGUAUAAAUACUCAGCAACUUAUCGCAGUUUCUUGUACGAUUUAACGUUGCAUAGUUUGUUUCCUUGUGGGUGCUAUGUACCAAUUGUACCCUUCUAAGAUGUUUUAAAACUUACAUGAAAGUAUCAGGUUCAUCUGCA
Messenger RNA from Panicum virgatum (switchgrass), 902 nucleotides. RefSeq names its product cilia- and flagella-associated protein 298-like. The record is from RefSeq and is a predicted model, not a curated record. The coding region runs from base 116 to 634 and encodes 172 amino acids. Gene Ontology annotation, biological process: regulation of cilium movement. Lineage: Eukaryota; Viridiplantae; Streptophyta; Magnoliopsida; Poales; Poaceae. The transcript has 5 exons.